Messenger RNA from Anguilla rostrata (American eel), 3595 nucleotides. Its product is annotated as galanin receptor 2b. The transcript is spliced from 3 exons. Gene Ontology annotation, biological process: G protein-coupled receptor signaling pathway. Gene Ontology annotation, cellular component: plasma membrane. The coding region runs from base 238 to 1377 and encodes 379 amino acids. The record is from RefSeq and is a predicted model, not a curated record. Lineage: Eukaryota; Metazoa; Chordata; Actinopteri; Anguilliformes; Anguillidae. Gene Ontology annotation, molecular function: G protein-coupled receptor activity.
GAGAGAAAAUGAGAGAGAGAAAGAGAGUAGAGUAAGAGAGCAACAGAGACAGGGCAGUGUGAGAUAGUGAGUGAGGACAGAGUGAGAGAAGCAGAGAUUGUUGAAGAGGAGAGAAGGGCUACAGUGUUUGCAGCGGACAGAUCGGGGGGAAUUAAAGCAGCCUCAUUACCUCCAGGCUGAAUCAUUUGAUCGUCGUAGCUCAGGAGUGGCGCUAAACCUGGAUCCCCUCAGGCAGCCAUGUCGGACCAGGAAGACCUCAACAAAAUGGCGGGCCACUGGAACGCGUCGUCGGACUACCAGCUGAACCCGGCCAGCGUGAUCGUGUCGGUGGUCUUCUCGCUCAUCUUCCUGCUGGGCACGGUGGGGAACAGCCUGGUCCUGGCGGUGCUCCUCCGGAACGGGCAGAUGGGCUACAACACCACCAACCUGUUCAUCCUCAACCUGAGUGUGGCCGACUUCUUCUUCAUCAUCUUCUGCGUGCCCUUCCAGGCCACCAUCUACUCCCUGGAGGGCUGGGUGUUCGGCUCCUUCAUGUGCAAGGUGGUGCACUUCUUCAUCAACCUCACCAUGUACGCCAGCAGCUUCACGCUGGCCGCCGUGUCCGUCGACAGGUACCUGGCCAUCCGUUACCCCCUGCGCUCCAGAGAGCUGAGAACUCCGUGCAAUGCGGUGGUCGCCAUGGUGAUCAUCUGGGGCCUGUCGUUGAUCUUUGCGGGGCCCUACCUGAGCUACUAUGACCUCAUCGACUUCGACAACGGCAACGUGUGCGUGCCGGGGUGGGAGGAGUACAACCGGAAGGUUCUGGACACCUGCACCUUCGUGUUCGGGUACGUGAUACCGGUGCUCAUCGUCAGCCUGUCCUACACCAGGACCAUAAAGUACCUGUGGACCGCCGUGGACCCCCUGGACGGCAUGUCCGAGUCCAAACGGGCCAAGCGGAAGGUGACCAAGAUGAUCAUCAUCGUCACCGUGCUCUUCUGCAUCUGCUGGCUGCCCUACCACGUGGUGAUCCUCUGCUACCUGUACGGGGACUUCCCCUUCAACCAGACCACCUACGCCUUCCGGCUGCUCUCCCACUGCAUGGCCUACGCCAACUCCUGCCUCAACCCCAUCGUCUACGCCCUGGUGUCCAAGCACUUCCGCAAGGGUUUCAAGAAGGUCUUCAGCUGCAUCCUCAGCAAGAAGGGCCGGAACAAGGUCCACGUGGUGCACGUGGCCAACACCGUGCCCGGGUUCGAGGCCGGGUCCACGGAGGUGUCCCACGUGAACGAGGAGAACAACGGGCCCCAGAACGACUGCGAGAUGGGGAACCGGCCCCUCGCGGCCCCGCAGGACGCCCUGGCGACGGAAGCCUCGCCUUUCCAGAAGCGCCCGUAAGAGGAUCGCUGCGGGGACUCUCUUUUCUUUUGCCGGUAUCCGUCUGCCAACAAACGGGCAGUAUGGCUUGCUCGUUUUCUGCUGUGACUGCAUAAUUGACUCUGCUUUUAAAGAGAGAGAAAAUGCUCUUCUGGCAGAAGCCACAGUAGGAUGAUGUUCAAAUGAAUGAAACGUUUUGGACACAUGCUGUCCAUUAUUGAUCGGAUUUACUGUAUGCUAUGCGUAAGUCUGGUUGAAUUGCUCAGCAUGUUUAUUUUUCGAAAUCAUAAACAUUACUUACAAAGUGAAUUCUUGAAGACUGAAAUGUAUCCAAAAUGAUCAUUCACUAAAUGCACUUGAUUAAUCUCGGGUUAUUUAACCUUUUCAUGCCCAAAGCCUUGAUUACAGUAGCUGUUUCUGCACUAAGCCUUGCACUAUAGGUCUUCUUAAACAUAAAAAUGUGAAAGCUGUCAAGGUUCUUCUCCUUAGUUUAAUUAUCCCUAUACUUGUUCAUCUUCUACCUGCAGUCCUACUCCUGAGACAGAAUUCUUACACUCCUCUUUCCAUCUGCAAUAGAACUGUACAGACUCUCUGAUUUGUGCCAUUGCCUAAACCAAAGGUGGGCAAGGAGGACCUUGUCUGUUUCUGGAUAUAACACCAACUUCUGAUCUUAAUUAUUCCUUCACCACAAUCAUAUGCAAGAGCUGAUAUUAAAUUUAUUGAUUUUAUUAAAAAUAACUGUCUUUGUGUCCCUGAAGGGAACAUUUUACUGUGGCCUAAUCUGUGAGUGAAUCAGCAUUAUUUUAGCUGAUUAGCCAUUUUAAGCACAUUAAUGGAUGGGAAUUGAAUUGUCCACCCGUGACCUAAAAGACCUUAAAAGUGCUAUUCACUUGUUUCUUUAUUGCUAUACUUGUUCACUGUUUAUUAUGUAGUGUUCUUGAUGGUCAUAUAUGAAUUUCAUUGUGAUUUUCCUCCUUGAUGUUUGAUGUUCUUCAGCUUCCUUUUAACUGAGAUGUAAUUUAUUUUCUUAUCUGUGUUUUGUGUUCCAAAAAAUAGCAAAAUAUUGUAAGCACUGAUAUGUAGGGAAAAGAUUAUAUGCUGUGUUUCUUGUUUAUUGAAUGUCGGCUGACAUCAGUACUGGUGUCAAAUUAUUGGAAAAUAGAAAAUGUUGUAACUUUAAGCAGCUGUGUACAAAAUGUAAAAUCCUUUAUUGUUACAUGCUGCACAUGGAUUGUUGUGUGUUAAUAAAGUUGCGCAGUUUACAGUUCAUUGAAAAAAUAUGUGAAAAAUUUUACAUUGUUUCAGCCAGUAUUCCAGUACGCAAAAGAAAAAUGUGCAUGCAUUUUUCUACAGGGUUUAAUCUUAUUCUUUCAUAUUUUAGAAUGCAGAAUAAAUUCAGAAUAAAGUAACUGAUGUUUUCAAAUCAUUAUUCUUCACCAGUACUGCAAGUAUAAGACUGGUUUUAAGUUUGUACGUAUGCAUACUUAAUGUUCUGUGUCCUUUUGACACCAAAGUAAGUAUACUGAUCUUCUACGCGGAAAGCUAUGAAUGUUGAUCAUUGAGUGGGUCUAACAUAGCUAACAUAGUAUUUUAGCACUACUCAAUUUGAGUCAUAAUGCAUGAACUAAAAUUAAAUAAAAAUUGAAUAGAUGAGGGGACAGCUUGGAUUUUGUUUUGCUGUGGUGGAGUAAGCUAGGUCUCAAAACUGACAAUAAGGAGCUAUGGAGGCCACAUAAAACACUUCAGAGAAAACCAAAAAAAAAAAAAAGCUCUAGAUCAGCAUUGCAUGUUAUUCAGCUUGGAAGGUAGAAAGGGUGGACUGACAUACCACAAAACAGAGAGAAACUCAUUUGCAAGAGGCUGCAAAAACAUACAUUUUCUUAUUAAACCUAUUGAAAGUGCUCAGUGCAAGGAAGUACAAAUGUUUCAACAAUCAGAUCAUCCUAAAUGUCAACAAAAGACAGGCACACCUUUACAUAUAAGUUACUGAACUAUACACAGGUGGUGCUAAUUGGCAAUUCAUAGAUGGUGAAUUAAAGGAGAGUGGAAAAAAAACAAAGAUUAUGUACUUUAGCUACGAAAUGAGGUAUCAUUUAAUGAGAUUGUGUGAAUAUUUCUGGAGAUAUGACUGUCUGAAUAUUGUGUUUUUGCAAAACAGUUUUGAGAAAACAACUGGCUUUAAAGAUUUUGUAGUGAAUUUUGCCAUUUCUCAUCAUAAAAUAUACCCUCAUACCAGGAA